Molecule: messenger RNA, 499 nt
Organism: Triticum aestivum (bread wheat)
Lineage: Eukaryota; Viridiplantae; Streptophyta; Magnoliopsida; Poales; Poaceae
Exons: 1
Coding region: 1-393 (130 amino acids)
Source: RefSeq, a predicted model, not a curated record
AUGGAGGCUGUAGAGCCGGCGGUGGUGGUGAGCUGCGAGUGCUGCGGCCUGGAGGAGGAGUGCACCGGCGAGUACAUCGGCGGCGUGAGGGCCUGCUUCGGGGGCCGGUGGCUGUGCGGGCUGUGCUCCGAGGCCGUCAAGUACGAGGCCGGCCGCAGCAAGCGCGCCGAGGCCAUGGGCGUGGAGGAGGCCGUGCGGGCGCACAUGGCCUUCUGCGGCAUGUUCAGGCGCGGCGGCCCCGCGGAGCGCGUGACCGAGGGCAUUUGCCGGAUGCUUAGGCGCACCGCCUGGGAGAAGCACCGGGCCACCUCGUCGUCCUCGUCGCGGCCGACAGCGCCGGCGACAGUGGCGUCAGCGUCAGGGCACCACCGCGCCUCGGUGCCGUCCGCCUGAGUUGAUGUCUGCUUCUUGCAACAAGGUGCAUGCUUCGGACAAGUAUAUGCUUAUACGAAUGCUUAUAUGCAUGUCAUGUGAUGGUAGUAUAUCUUGUUUUGAAUCU